Lycium barbarum (goji berry) is the source of this 2055-nucleotide messenger RNA. RefSeq lists its product as uncharacterized. Bases 1 to 870 code for a protein of 289 amino acids. The transcript has a single exon. The record is from RefSeq and is a predicted model, not a curated record. NCBI's taxonomy places the organism in Eukaryota, Viridiplantae, Streptophyta, Magnoliopsida, Solanales, Solanaceae.
AUGGGGUUGCACCAAGGAUCAGCUCUUAGCCCAUUUUUAUUUGCUCUAGUGAUGGAUUGUCUGACGCGGCGAAUUCAAGGUGAGGUUCCAUGGUGUAUGUUAUUUGCGGAUGACAUAGUCUUGAUCGACGAGACACGCUGCGGAGUGAACGCUAAGCCGGAGGUCUGGAGACAAACUCUGGAGUCUAAAGGGUUCAAGUUGAGUAGGACCAAGACAGAGUACAUGGAAUGCAAGUUCAGUGACGUGACACAUGAGUCUGGCGUGGAAGUGAGGCUUGGUACCCAGGUCAUCCCAAAGAAAAGAAGUUUCAAAUAUCUCGGGUCUAUUAUACAAGAAAAUGGGGAUAUUGAUGAUGAUGUCUCACAUCGUAUUGGCGCAGGGUGGAUGAAAUGGAGGCUUGCUUCAGGAGUGCUGUGUGAUAAGAAGGUGCCACUAAAACUUAAAGGCAGGUUCUACAAAGUGGUUGUGAGACCGACCUUGUUGUACGGGGCAGAGUGUUGGGCAGUCAAGAGCUCUCAUGUCCAAAAGAUGAAAGUUGCGGAAAUGAGAAUGCUGCGAUGGAUGUGUGGGCACACCAGGCGAGAUAGGAUUAGGAAUGAAGAUAUCCGGGAUAAGGUUGGAGUAGCAUCAGUGGAGGACAAGAUGAGGGAAGUGAGGCUGAGAUGGUUUGGGCAUGUGAGGAGGAGAGGCAGAGACGCUCCAGUGCGGAGGUGUGAGAGGUUAGCUAUGGAUGGUUUCAGAAGAGGUCAGGGUAGGCCGAAAAAGUAUUGGGGAGAGGUGCUGAGACAGGACAUGGCGCAGGUUCAGCUUACCGAGGACAUGACCCUAGAUAAGAGGUUUUGGAGGACUCAGAUUAGGGUAGAAGGCUAGUAGGUAGUCGUUGUUUCGAUCUAUAGUCUAUUGCCCUUUGUUUCUUGCUACUAUAUGUGGUUUCUUGUACUUCGAUUAUCUUAUUUAUCUGUGGUAGCUACUGUUCCCUUUUUUUUCAGACUGCUUUAUUCUGACUUAUUCGCUUUCUUUAGUUUCAUUUGCAUUCUGCUUUGAACUGCUUGUGCUUAUCUAACCUUUCUCGUUGUGAUUUCUCUUGAGCCGAGGGUCUUUCGGAAACAGCCUCCCUGUCUUUCGAGAUAGGGGUAUGGUCUGCGUACACUUUACCCUCCCCAGACCUCACAUUGUGGGAUUUCACUGGGUAUGUUGUUGUUGUGUUCAUGUUUCUCUUUGAUUUUCUUCAAAGUAUCUGUUUUCCUAUAUGCUUAGCAAAAGAGAAUAGUAAAUGUUUUGAGCUUGCCACAUAUACUGAUGACUAUGUUUAAACUCACCUAUGAAAAUCAUCAAUCUAUUGAUCCUUUUGUCUGUUUUGGUAUAUUUAUAUUUCCAAGUGAGGUGAGUUCAUCCUAAACUGAAGUACCGUUUUGUCUUCUGGUCAUCAGCUAGGUAUGUAACACCACCACCCCCUCCUCCCCCCCCCCCCCCCCCCCCGCCCAAAAAAAAAUGGCAGUUCAAUUUUGGUCAUUCUUGUCAUUAGCAUGGACUUAAGUGCCAGAAGAGAAGUGUGAGAUUCUACGUUCCUAAGAAAGUUGGAACAUAUAUUCAACAAACAAGUGGAGAAGGUAUAUUAUAAAAUGCUCCCAGACACAUUUAUCGAGACACCCCCCUAGGGUCCCUUCUGGGCCUUAGACUCCCACCCCGGUGAUCAUUUUGAUUGCCGGAAACCUCUCUCUUCCUCUUUUCUUCUCUCUCUCCCCCUUCCAGCCACUCUUUCAGACCUCUCUCUUUCUCUUUCCUUCUUUUCUUUCUACUUUCUCUAGCCACUCCCCCAAAUGGAUAACACCAUCUACUUUGCCGUAAGUUUCAAAUCCUACGAUAUCAUGAGAUCUUCGGAAGCAACAGAUGUUUGGUUCGAUUGGAUAGAAAGAAGCAGGAACUUUAUCAGGAGAACUAGUUUCAAUACUAAGACGAUGGAAUGGAUUGUUCAGGUUAUGUUGGAAGCCUCGAAGGUGCAUGGAAACACAGUCAGAAGAUGGAAAAAGAAAGAUAACUUGUCGGAGAUUUUUG